Messenger RNA from Neocloeon triangulifer, 4459 nucleotides. RefSeq names its product glutamate receptor ionotropic, delta-2-like. The record is from RefSeq and is a predicted model, not a curated record. The coding region runs from base 2477 to 4369 and encodes 630 amino acids. Gene Ontology annotation, cellular component: membrane. NCBI's taxonomy places the organism in Eukaryota, Metazoa, Arthropoda, Insecta, Ephemeroptera, Baetidae. Gene Ontology annotation, molecular function: ligand-gated monoatomic ion channel activity. The transcript is spliced from 7 exons.
UGUGUAAUGCUUUGUGUAUACUUUUCAGUAUUGGGAUUAAGCUUAAUGAAUUUAUUGUUUUCAGGUUUUAUUUUUGAAAUUUCAUGUAAUGUAUUCUUAGGCCCUGGUGCAGACUGUAACUUGAAUUUACACAGAACUAUUUUUUGCUGUCAAACAAGCAAUUUUAAAUUUUUGGCAAAAUUUAUAAAUCAUGUUUUUUAAGUUGUUUUUUUGUCCACAUCAGGGAAACUUUACCCCCAUGCAAGGAACAAAUCCAUUACAAAUAAAAAAGACAAAAUUGGGCGAGUGGAAAGAACAAAGCAAUAAUCUCACAUUUUUAUGAAAAAUCUGAAUAAUUUUACAAUUAAAAGUUAGCAUUUUAGCAAUUGAUUUUUCAAGAUAAAAAUUUCUCGCCAAAAAGAUUUCUGCUUUCAUUGAAUCCAACUUUUUACACCACAUAUUAAAUAAGAUACUACACAAUGCUUUUGAUGAUUUUAUUGUCCGGUUUGCCAAAGACUUUCUAGAACUUGUCGCCGCCGGGUCACGACUUCACACGAGCCUCUAAAAUUGCGGCGCAUCUCGAGCGCCCCUGAUUGUGUGGCAAUAAAAUGGCACACGUAAAAAGAAGCGUCGUUUUCUCACGCGGCGCUCACCGUCGUUUCAGAAACGCCGUCGCGCCGCAAAACACAAAUAAAUCUACAAAUAGCAGUUUGUUUUCGGUCAGUCGCGCGCGCUAUAUCGAGUGUUAGGAGUUGUAAAUAAACUUGUUAAUUAGAAUAUCUGCGCGUCUCGCUUUUGCCCUCCAAGCGAAGACAAAAGACGAGAUGUUUUCAAAGACGAGAUUUUGCUUUCUAAUCAUUCUGCGUCUUAUUCAGAGUGACUUAAUUAUAGUGUUGAGAAAAUUGCGUAUUUAUAAUUUGUUUUCAUAUUUUGCUUUUGAAAAUCACUUGUCGUCAGCACGGCAGUUUAUUUCCACACAGAAUCUGUGUCAACAGUUGGCUCUCCAGAGCAACGAGGGAUGUUCUUGGUAAACAAAAAUAAAUAAAAAUGCACACAAGUUGCAAAAAUAAAUAAGCAUGACGAGUUUGAAAUAUUUCCCACAUAUUGGAUAUUCCCAGUGACACAUUUUUAAUUUUUUUUUUAAGGUAAUUGCAUUUUUUUCCGUCUGAUCCAAAAAUGAAACAUUUUUAUUUAGUUUUUUCCCUUUUUUUUAGAUUUUGCAUUAAAUUUAUUCUUAACGAUUAGUAACAAAUGCAACAAAUUAAACUUAUUGUGUUGGCAGUUCAUUUAUUGUAGAUAUGUGACAUAACUUUUUUAAUCUCUCUUCAAUAAAUAAAUACAUUGAAAAUAAUGUUCUAACAAUUAUUGCGUGCAAUGAUACAUUUUCAAAAAAAUAAUAUCAAUAAAUUAAAAUUAUACACUCGAUGUGAUGUGUACAAUGAGUAUAAAAUGUGGCUCUACUUAUAUACUGCUUUUAAUUUUUUGUAUUACCUUAAAUGAAUCUUUUGAGGGAAAUUUGAUAAUAAUUGACUAUCUUCACUUCAAUAAAAUUAACUACAAUUUGAACAACAUAUCGACGAAUAUCUUAAUUUAAUCUAGAAAUAACUUUGAGUAACCUAUAAUGUACCAAAAUAAAUCAAUAGGUAGCAAUCGAUUUUGCAACAAAUUUUCUGGCGACGAGAGUUGAUGGCUUUUGCACUUUGAUGGUGAGUAAGUUCAGUGUAAGUGCACCGGUGCAGUAUCAAAAUUAGCUCGUUAAUUAUAUGCGCCCCGGUCCGUACUGACCUUUCCCACGUCGCGCACUAUUAGCUGCGCCGCGCACAAUAACGCUGCUAUUUCAGGUGCGAAAAACGAGCUACAGAGCCAAAGAGGAAAUUGGCCGGUGGCUCUUCUGGCUUUGUUAUCGCAGACUAGCCAAUACACGGCGAUUUCUUUUGGCGUCGUCGAGAGAAAUGCGAUUCAAGAGUGGCGCCGUGACAGUUCAAGCUGAAAAGAAUAAAAAUAGACAAUUUAAUUUUUGAGCUAAAUGUUGCGUGAAACAGAUAAUUUAUCAGUGCCUGUUUAUGCAACUGUUUGUUGACAAACUUUAAAUGCUUUUAAAACUGUUACAUUUUGUAAACAAAGAAAAUAAUUUCAGCUCUAUUCAAUCAAAUCACGGAAAUAACACUCAUAUGUUGUUCUUUUGAUCAAUAUGGGCUUUGUGUGAUUGACUUGAGAAGUUAAUGGGUUUGCAAUAUUGUGUAACUUAUGGUCGUAGAAAUGCAACUAAUGUUCAAAGAGUGCAAACAUAAUAAAAAGGUGAAUAGAUCGUAAAUGCGCAAUAAAAUUUGAUAAAUCGGUUGUCAGAGAAAAAGAGGCAUUUUUAGUUGUCAAGUAAAAAUUUUAUCCCUCUUUUUCUCUUCGGAAGCCUCAGUCACAUACAAUCUUUCCAUUACAUCGCGUCUAAAAAAGAAUUCCAAGAGAUUGGAAAUUUACAAGUCUUCAAUUGGAAAAUAGAAUGAAGGAAUCAAGAAUUUUGCUUUGUAUUUUGGCUUUGUUUGCCUGCAGUGACGCCAGAAAAUUUACAAGCAUUGAAGUGAACUUUGAUUCUUGCGUGGCUCCAUUUCUCCAGACGCAUCGCCGUCUGCUGGGCAUUCCUGCAUUUGGGCUGAUCAUUAUUUCUCAAAAUUGCAACCAGAGACUGGAGCGAUUUCUUCAGCAUUUGGAAACACCUCUAUCCAUUUAUUGUGGAGUUCAUUUGAACGGCCGUUCACUGGAAAAUGUACAAUUUGGUCCGACGGUUGCGAUUAUUUUACCAAUUAUGGAAGAUGCGACAGAAACUUCUGUUGAUUUAAUUCUUCGAAGAUUGGUGGCGAUGAAUGAAAAGAGUCUCUGGCAAUCCCAGUUUUACCUUUUCCUAGAGAAUAAUACACAAGAUCCUAAACCAAUCCUCCGCAUUCUGUGGAAAAACCAAUUUUUCAGGAGCUUUGUUGCUGUGUCAGAUAGAGACGAAGUUCGCUUCCUUAGAGUUUAUUCUGCGACUGGUGGAAUUUGCGAAGGUUCAUCAACACCAGAGCCAAUUAACGUGGCCAAGUGUGUCAAAGGCCAAGUCAAAGUUUUUGACGAGGAGAAAAUGCGAGAUCCAUCCAUGGUCAACCUGCAGGGUUGCACAGUCAACGUGGCCACCAUACACUUUCCUCCAAGUGUCAUUCUUUUCACAGACCCUGCGGCAAAUUCUUCAUUCUCGGCUCAAAUGCGCUCGGCGUCGAGUUUUGAAAGUGUGACUCCGCUGGGCGGCAUCGAGGUGUCUCUGAUGAAAAGCAUCGGCGCCGCAAUGAACUUCAGGGUUCGCUUUUACCUGCCGCCGGACAACCAAGGCUGGGGUGUCGGAAAAGAGGACGGGACGUUCAGUGGCCUCCUUGGCGAAGUGGCCGCCGGCCGUGCAGAUGUGGGAAUCGGAUGUCUGAUGCCGUUGCCGCUGCGGACGCGAUUUCUGCUUGCGUCGCGCAGCUAUGGGCACAGGGGCCUUGCUUGGGCCGUUCCGAUGCCCAAACCGCAACCAAGAUGGGCUGUCCUGGUCGAAGCUUUUGCGCCGGAUGCGUGGGUUGCCAUUGCUGUUGUGCUUGUUGCAGCUCUUGUGCUCAUAAUGGUCGCGAAUAAGGGACAAAUUACUGACGGCCCCUUUUUGUACCUCUGGGCAACCACGCUGGGCGUCUCGGUGAUUGAAAUGCCGCGAGCUUCGUGGGCCAGGGUGCUGCUGCUUGGCUGGCUGUUGGCCUUUCUUGUCUUGAGCGCUGCCUACCAAGGCGCCUUGUUUAGCUACUUGACCAAAGCGCGCUACGAGAAGUCCCUCGACUCGCUGGAGGACAUCGUCACCCGAAAGCUGCCGAUUGUGGGACACCCUAACUUCAGGGGCCUCCUUGAAACGGGCGACGAGCGUGUUUCAGUUGAAGCUCAAAAACUUUUUGAGCCGUCUCCUGACGCUGUGCUGGGCCAAAUGGACGUGAUGGCCAGGGGAGGCCGCGAAGUUGCUUGUUUAGUCAACACGGAAAUGCUUGUCUGGUUCAAUUACCAGCAGAGACAUUCUGGACAUGUAGUGCACAUUGCUAAGGAAAUGGCUAUAUCGUACCCUACCUCAGCUUUUCUACGUCGCAGUUCAACCUUGGUUCCGCGAUUUGACAUUCUUGUCAGUCGGCUGGUCGAGUCAGGCCUCACGGACAAGUGGUACUCUGACCUUUCGGUGCGAGUUGCGCGCACACAAGCCGACUCGCCACAAGUUUUGGGCAUCCACAAUCUCAGCGGCAUUUUCAUGGUCCACACGGUCGGCAUGCUCCUUGCCACGGCCGUCUUCGUCGUCGAACUUGCUGUUGACAAGUGGCAGCGCAUUAACACCGUCAUUUCAUUAUUGUAGCUUAAUAUUAUAAUAAUUAUGUUUUUAUAAUUUUUUAAAUUACAUAAAUAUACAUUAUUCUGGAGUUUUUGUGUCGAAUAUCAUUAAAUG